GAGAGAGACAGAGAGAGAGAGUGGUUUCCAGCACCAUCUAUUUGGAGGAAGGCUCAAGAUUCUCAUAUUUUCAGCUUUUGUUGGCGAUUAAUUUAUCAUCUUUACUUUUGCACGUUGCUUGUAAUCAGUCGGUUAAUUUGUGCGGCUUACUUUUCUCUUUCUUUGUGGGUGUCUGAAUGUUGACUUUUGGAGAGUUUCUUGUUUUAGUCGUGGGUUGGUGUAAUUAUGAACUUAUAUGCUUUCACAGGUAUAAUCUUUUAAUAUGGAGAGUCAAGAGGUGAUAGAGACUACUAUGGCUUGUCAUAAUUCUGAUGGAGUUGAUGAUUUAAAUGUCUGUACUUCAUCUGGUAAUGGAUUCGAUUCCAAACAAGAUGGGGUUGGUGUAGAAAACAGCGGCAGGGUGGAUGUUGAUCUUUUAGAAGAUCUUGAUAUAAUGAUGGAAGAUAUAGAUCACCGACUCAGGGUUUCUCGAAUGGUGAGUGAUUCUGUGAUCAGGGGAAUGGUUAGUGCUGUUGAACAAGAGGCAGAUGAGAAAAUCAAGGCAAAAGAAUUGGAACUUGCAAGCUUAAAGCGGUCUCUGCAAUGUCUCAAUUUGAAUGGAGAUCAAAACGAGUCGUGGUGGUUGCAAGGAACUCAUGGACCAAACACAGUGGAGUUUAAAGGGUAUGCAAAUUUUGAAGACGCUUGCAUAAAGCAUGAUAAAAUGAAGGAGUCAUCGCUUGUCUUGAGAAAGUCUGCUACAGAUCAGUUUAAGAGGCUUAGGAAACAGAUUGAAGGUGCCCGAGGUUGUAAAAUAAAGAGAAAUGGAUCUUGUCAUGAAAUGGUGGGGUUGGGUGGUAUAUUGAAAGAGAAGGAGUAUGAGAACUGUGUGGGUCUAGAAAAAACCGUAGAUAAUCUGGAAAUGACAAUCAACAACAUAUCUAGGCUGGUAGAUACCGUGCUUAUAUUUUCUAAAACGUCACUUAGUGAUUGGCAACAGGAGCAUGACUUAAAAGGAGAACUUGAGGAUAUGGUAAUACAGAGUUCCAUUAGAUCCAUUCGGAAAGAGUUUCAAGAGGAACUUUGGGGUCAAAAUGCUUCUUGCUGUGGAAGUCAAAGUAUUGUUUUGGCCAAGAAAUUUAGCAACAUUUCAGGUCUACGACAUGAGUUAGAGGCAUUGAUCAAGUUGCUCCCAAGUUGUGAGUCAGGGCAUUUAGUCUCUCAUGGUUCUUUUGAUAUGGAUAAUACUCAUGGCAACCCCUUGAGGAGUCAACUGUCUUUAAGAUGGGGGGAAAAUGGGAUGUCAGACGAGUCUAAACCUAGCGUUCCUGAUAGUUUUAAUGCUGCUGAGUUAAGCCACCUUAAGGGUGAGGAUUUGGUAAAUUUUUUCAACAAUAUGAUAUCUAAGAUAAAGAGGGAACAUGAAUCUAAGGUGCAGCAGAUGACCGAGAGCUAUAUAAGUUUGAAGGGGAAAUACCUGAGUGAAAGGCGCUCCCUUUCUCUGCCUAAUAAGGAAUUUGAAAUAUUAAGGAGGAAGAUUCCUGAAGUUGUUUCCAAAUUGGACGGCAUCCUUUCUGAAAGUGGUGAAUUUAUUGGAAGGGGUGAUAGUGUUGCUAGCAUUAAUGUUCUCAAUAACAGCCUUAACACUCUUAUAAGAGAAAAUCGCCAACUUAGAGACUCACUUGCAGCUAAGGAGAAGGAAGUGACGCAUCUAUCAACCCAACUUUCAGUUGCUUCUGAGAAGAUGUUGCAACAUGCUUCAUCUGCUGCGAACUUCCAAAAGUUGGUGAAGAACCAUGAAACAUAUGUGGCAGAUACAUGUAUAGAAGCUUCGAUUGUGGAAGAUGUAUACAAAAGUGUUAUUGGGAAGCUAUGUUGCCAGAUCCAAGACAUGAAAGAAGAAUCAGAGCUAGGUAUUAUUGCAAUGCAGGAUAUCUAUGAGGUUUUAUUAGGAGUAGCUAGUGAUGGUCAGAAAGAUACUAGUGAUUGUGCAAUUGAAGACACAUAUAUGGAGUCAUUUUUUAUGCAAGAACUGUUGGAUACUGUAUUCAAAGAAGCUUUAGCCGAUGUUGAGCAAAAGUUUGAGAAUCUGCACAAGGAAUAUAUAACCACCAAUGAAAAUCUGGUUUCCCUUAAAAAGAAGGCAAUUGAAAGGGAGGUUGAACUAAAAUUGGGAGGUGAAGAGAGAGAAAGAUUAAGGAGUGAGGUGCAUUCCCUAAGAAGCCUAGUUGAAGAAAAGGAAACAUUAGCAAGGGAACUGACAAAAGAAAGAGAACAAUUUGAACUAGCUUUGGGCGAGCUUAAUAAUUUAAGAAAACAGGCAAGUUGGCAGGAAACACUGAUGUCGAAGACCAACAAGAAGCUGGAUGAGAUGGGUGGCAAGUUAUCGAAAGCAGAAGAGAAACUUGUAUCUGAUAGAAUGGAAAUAAACUCCCUCAACCAGAAGCUUGAACUGGCAAUGGAGGAGAUAAGAGCAUUAGUUGACUAUAAGAACAUGUUUCUUGCUCUUUCCGAGGAGAAACAGAGUCUUCUGUCACUGACUGAAGCGAAAGAGAAAGAACAUAGGAAGCAGAUGGAGGCGGUAGUUGUUCUCGUCGAUGAAUUAUCAACAAAGUUUGUUGAUUUUGAGUGGAGGGUAACAACACAUAUUUCAAAUAAUAACACAAGGUUGGAAAAUUCAAGAUCUCAGUUGAGUUCUCUCAUCAAGCCAGCUAACGUACUUAAAAGCACAGGGCUCCUAUACAAACAGAAGCUUGAAAGUAAAUGUUCCGACCUUCAAAUGGCUGAGGAUGAGGUUGAUCUUUUGGGUGAUGAAGUCGAAACACUUUUAGGCCUUCUUGAGAAGAUAUAUAUAGCUCUUGAUCAUUACUCGCCCGUCUUGCAACAUUACCCGGGGGUUAUCGAAAUCCUGAAGUUGGUUAGGAGGGAAUUAAGUGGUGAAUCUUUGAAAGCACAAUGAGGCAUCUUUGAGCAAGAUGCACCUGUUUAGCCAGAGGUUGCUAGGUUUGCUGGAGCCAUUUGGUUUUUUUGCCAAAGCAACUUUUGAGAUCAGUGGAGUCUCGCAAACAUCAGUCAUAGAGCAUGCAGGUUCUAUCACCCGUGAAAAGUAGUUGAUGAACUUGGCAUCAUGCCUGUGAGGUAGAUAACGUAUGUGAUUUUACAUUUUUGCCCAUGUUUUCGUGUCAGAACACAACACACCCCAAUACUCCAUCUUCAUGUUUGGUCUCUUUUGCCUUGUUCCUUGCUUCCAUGGGCUCAUGGCUUUUUGUAUAUAUAUAUAUGAUAGUACACCAGCCCUUAGUUUUUUCUCCCAUCUCAAAUUUGAGCCCGCUUUUAACUUUCUUGUACUUACGUUUGUAUACAUCCUACCCUCCUCGGACCCUACCUCGUGUGGGUUUUUUCUGGGUUCAUUUGGUUUAGUUUAUUAUGAGAUUUAAUGUAGUUAUGAG
Messenger RNA from Cynara cardunculus var. scolymus (artichoke), 3428 nucleotides. Its product is annotated as WPP domain-associated protein. The transcript is spliced from 6 exons. NCBI's taxonomy places the organism in Eukaryota, Viridiplantae, Streptophyta, Magnoliopsida, Asterales, Asteraceae. The record is from RefSeq and is a predicted model, not a curated record. Bases 263 to 2938 code for a protein of 891 amino acids.